AUGGCCAGUGGGGUCAACGCGGCCAACGGGGUCAACGUGGUGACCAGUGGGGUCAAUGGGGUCAACACGUUGGCCAACGGGGCCAACGCGGUGGGUAAUGGGGUCAACGUGGCCAAUGGGGUCAACGUGGCCCCCAAUGGGGUCAACGCGUUGGCCAACGGGGUCAACUCAGCCAACGGGGUCAACGUGGUGACCAGUGGGGUCAAUGUAGUGGCCAGUGGGGUCAAUGCGGCCAAUGGGGUCAACGCGGCACCCAACGGGGUCAACGUGGCCCCCAAUGGGGUCAACACGUUGGCCAACGGGGUCAACACAGCCAAUGGGGUCAAUGCGGCAUCCAGUGGGGUCAACGUAGUGGCCAGUGGGGUCAAUGGGGUCAACGCGUUGGCCAACGGGGUCAACACAGCCAAUGGGGUCAACGCGGUGCCCAACGAGGUCAACACGGCCAAUAGAAUCAACGUGGCGCCCAGCAGGGUCAACACGGCACCCGUUGGGGUCAACGCGGCGGGCAGUGGGGUCAGCGCGGCCAACGGGGUCAACGCGUUGGGUCAUGGGGUCAACGCGGUGGCCAAUGGGGUCAACGGGGUCAACGCAGCACCCAACGGGGUCAGUGCUGUGGUCAGUGGGGUCAACGCGGCCAACGGGGUCAACGUCGCACCCAGUGGGGUCAACACAGCAGCCAAUGGGGUCAAUGGGGCCAACGUGUCACCCAAUGGGGUCAACGUAGUGGCCAGUGGGGUCAAUGGGGUCAACGCGUUGGCCAACGGGGUCAACGCAACCACCGGGGUCAGCGCAGUGUCCAGUGGGGUCAACGUGGUGGUGACGCCGGGGACGGCGGGGACAGCGCAGUGA
Messenger RNA from Passer montanus (Eurasian tree sparrow), 849 nucleotides. Its product is annotated as autotransporter adhesin BpaC-like. The transcript has 2 exons. The record is from RefSeq and is a predicted model, not a curated record. Bases 1 to 849 code for a protein of 282 amino acids. Lineage: Eukaryota; Metazoa; Chordata; Aves; Passeriformes; Passeridae.